UAACCACUGGGCCAGCUGAAUGUCAUAAAAUUCAUGGCAUGUGAGUUUUAGGGUCCGCCAUUAGUUCAAGGCCCACCCAUUCCCUGAUUUACAAAUUUUGAUCAUUGUAUCACCACUUAAUCAGUCAUGACUCACAGAACCGGUUCUCCUGCAGGUUGCAUAUCCCUUCCUUUACGAGGUUCCCUUCAUCACCCUCGCUACGCCAGGGAUGGACCCUCGUCACAGCGCCGUCUUAGGAAAUGUCUUAAACCCGGCCUACGUCUCUAAUCCCUUGUAUGACUUCCCAAAACCCAUGAGUAUGUGGCAUCGCUUAUGCAACACCCUGAUUCUCAUAGGAAUGGUGUUGUACUGGCGGAACUGGGCCAUUGUGCCACUUAUACAGAAAGAGAUUUCACCUCAGUUCCCGGAGCUGCCUUCGUUGCUGGACCUGGAGAGGAAUAUGAGUCUAGCACUGCUUAACACCCACUUCGCUAUUGACACACCACUGCCUCUCCUGCCCUCACAGGUGGAGGUGGGCGCCAUGCAUUGUCGCCCCGGCAACUCCCUGCCACAGGAACUGGAGUCGUGGAUCACAGGAGCAGGAUCUGCUGGCGUCAUCUACUUUAGUUUGGGGUCUUUCACUCGCGGCACCUCAAUGCCAACCCAAUAUCUUGACCUCUUCAUCCAGGCUUUCCGUAAGCUGCUGCAGCGAGUCAUCUGGAAAUACGAAGGAGAGCUGCAAGAUAUUUCUAACAACGUUAUGAUCAGCAAGUGGCUUCCUCAACAAGACAUUCUUGCUCACGACAACGUGAAGGUGUUCAUCACUCACUGUGGUCUCCUCAGCUUGCAAGAAUCAAUCUAUCACGCCACGCCACUCGUCGCUCUUCCAAUCUUCGGUGACCAGCCCAAGAAUGGCAUGUUUGUUAAGAAUUCUGGUCUGGGAGACUCUUUAGUGUGGGAAGAGCUGACUGUGGACAUGAUCGUUGACACUCUUACCAAAAUUACCAGCGAUCCCAAGUAUAAAGAAAAUGUAUUGAAGAUGUCAGUGCCGCUGCGGGAUCAGCCUGUACCGCCCACGGAACUGGCAGUGUUCUGGACGGAGUACGUCAUCCGUCACAAAGGUGCGCCUCAGCUGAGGUCACCAGCGGCACAGCUCUCCUGGGUGGAGUUCCUCAUGCUGGACGUGAUCUUCCUCCUCCACCUGACUGUCUUCAUCACCUUCUUUAUAUUACGUCGAAUACUAAGAGCCAUGUGUUCUAUAACUUUUGGUAGUGAAGAAAAAGCGAAGAAGAAGAAGAAGAAGAAAAACUAAGAAUACUCACUUAUAUAAGAAUUAGUAAGAUAUAUUCGCUAAAUGAGAAAAUCUUUCGUAAAUAGUAUUGUAGAUUUGUAUAUUGAGCAUGACUCACGAAAUCGUAAUAACAAGAUUGAAAGCAAAUCACGAAAUAGGUGAGGUUUGAACUCACGGCAAGUAAUCCUUAUGACUAAGUUUUAGGACUUGCCUUGGGUUCUGUCCCUACCAUUUCCGUGGUUUGUAUACUCAACAUUCAUUACCGACAAAAAAACUGCAAUACCCCCAGUUCUUCAGUUUUAAUAAAUCAUUCAACACAAAAAUUAAGUAAUGAAGAUAAAGCUGUAAUUAAAACUCAACUUAUAUGAGAGAAAAUACAGGUUGACUCACAGGCAGCCAGAUAAUUUUGUGAACAAAUUUUUAAUGAACAUUAGACCAUGUUUGGUAGUAGCAUUUUAUCUCCCUUUGAUAAUCUCGUUUAACUGUAUAUGUUUUUUCUCGGGUGUUCUUACUCUAGAAUCUCGUUUACCAUAUUUUCCAGCAUGUAAGGUAAACGAUCACAUAAGACAAUAUUUCCAAGCUGUUGUAAUGUAACGUUAGACAACAUCUGAACUGUAACCUUGAGACGCAGACUAAUUUUAAAGUCUUUUUGUGAGAAAAAAGCGCGCCUUAUAUGCCAGAAAAUACGGUAAUUAAACGUCAGUAUAACUUGUGAAGUAGAAGGCAAAAUGAUGCUGAUUGAUGUGGUAGUUCAAAUCUGUAUUUCCACAAUAUUUUGCUCAUAAGAGACAUCUUCUAAUACAUGACUGGAAAACGGGUCACUUGUGAAUGAAAUGCUGUUCGUAUAGAACCUUGCAUGUUGCAUGUUCUUGAAGUUGGUGAAGCGUUCAUAAACCGACGACAUAGAACUACCUCUUUAUCGAAUUAAGCUGCUGCUGCUUUUUCUUGUAUCGAUUAUGAACGUAAAUAAGCAUGUUUAUGGUGUAACUUGCAAUAUGAACAGACUGACUGAUGUUAAAGUGGUCAGGUUUAGCCUUCACUACGAGUACUUCUGAUAGUUUGGAAGUCACUCAGAUGAUGAUCAGACCAAAUGCAAAGUAUGUGGCCAGGCCUAUGGUCACUGUCUUGAACACUAUGUGCUUAAUUGUCCACUUAUUGAGGAAUAUAGAGAUAAUAUAAUAACCUAUGUAGCAUGUCGAGAUAUUUUAAUGAAAAUAAGAUACCAGAUAUAUUAAGCAAAUUUCCCAAAUUUGACUCACGAAAUCGUAAUGACACGAUUGCAAAUUUGCUUGUAACAGAUAAGUGAGCAGUAGUUAUAAAUCGAAGUAUACUGCUAUUAACCCUCUUUGGGCCUAGUUACUAAUAAUUUAAUAUAAUAAUAUCUUUAUUUACUACAAGUACAUGUACAAGGUAUACAGACAUCAGUGACAUACUACUAUAUAGAAAGCACCUUGUUAUGCUGAGAAUUUCUGGUAAAUUACGUCAGUUUUGUCCCAGGAUGCGACCAACGCCAGUCCACUAACACCCAGGUGCCCAUUUUACUGAUGGGUGAACAUAGACAACCAGUGUAAAGAAACAUGCCCAAUGUACCUACCCUCGCUGGGAAUCGAAUGCAGACCCUUGCCGUGUGAAGCGAGAGCCUUAGCUACCUGGCCAAGGGACACCGGGCCUUUUGUGUAUCCAUAUGCUCAUGGGUUACUAUACACACGAUGUAUAUGCUCCUGGGCUACCAUACACACGAUGCAUAUGCUCCUGGGCUACCAUACACAUGAUGUAUAUGCUCAUGGGCUACUAUACACACGAUGUAUAUGCUCCUGUGCUACCAUACACACGAUGUAUACGCUCCUGUGCUACCAUACACACGAUGUAUAUGUUCCUGGGCUACCAUACACACUAUGCAUAUGCUCCUGGGCUACUAUACACACGAUGUAUAUGCUCCUGUGCUACCAUACACACGAUGUAUAUGCUCCUGUGCUACCAUACACACGAUGUAUAUGCUUCUGUGCUACCAUACACAGGAUGUAUAUGCUCCUGGGAUACCAUACACACGAUGUAUAUGCUCCUGGGCUACUAUACACACGAUGUAUAUGGUCCUGAUUUAUAGACCCCCAAAGUUUGAUAGAGAGUGCAGUAAGCUGCUAUGGGACGAAAUUCACAAGGCGUCUAAUAUGAAAUGUUAAUUUAAAAAGAUUUUAACCUUAGACACAUUGAUUGGAACAAUAUGACAAGAAAUCUUGAGUCUAGUGAAUUUCUUGAUGAGGUUCAGGAUUGCUUUUUAAAUCAGUUAAUGACAGAAUUAACUAGAGGAAACAACCAGCUUGACUUGUUUCUUGCCAACAAAGAAUCACUAAAUAAUAAUCUUGAGAUUAAUGAUGAGCUUGGGGAAAGUGCUCACAAAUCACUUAGUUUCAAUAUAUCAUGGAAUUACCCAGAUGACUUCAAUCAAGUCUCUGUCCCAGACUUCCGCUUGGCCGAUUUCAUGGGACUGAGAAAUCACCUGGGAGGGCUAAAUUGGGAUGUCCUAACUAUGGGUCAGGUAGGUGAUCUUGGUUGCCAAUAUGACUUAUUUCAAAGCAUAGUUCUAGCUGCCCAGACAACUUUUGUUCCGAGUAGGGAAAUUAGAUCUUACAAAAAUGAUCCCAAAUGGAUAAAAAAUAGAUUAAAACAUCUCACUGGGCAAAAUAAAGACAUAUAUAGGCGUAUCAAAAGAGGGGAUGGGCAGUUAAGAAAGCAAUAUAUUCAAUUAAAGAGGGAUACAAAAAAAGGAAUAAGAAAAGCUAAAAGGGAUUAUGAGGCUAAAGUCACAAGGGAUUCGAAGACUAACCCAAAAUAUUUCUUUCAGGAAUACAGAAGUAAGAUUAGGGACAAGAUAGGCCCACUUAAGAGUAACUCAGGUCAGAUUACUGACAGGUAUAAGUAAAUGUAUGCACUUUAAAACACUUAAUUCCUCUCAUCUUUUACUCAGGGAGAUACUAACCAAAUUCCAGAAAUAAAUUAUGUAGAACAGGACGAUAAUAAACUAUGCACUAUUAGGGUAACUAGUGACAUGGUCCUCAGACAAAUAGAGAAAUUAAAACCUAAUUUCACCAAUAUUCAAAACACUAAACCUACUCACCAUACAAAACAUCCAUACUUAUUACUGCACCUUCUACAUUCAUAGAACACUUAAAGGCUGCCUAUCGUGUGAGUGAUUUAUGGAGCGGUGUGUUACUAUUUUAUUUCUUCCACAUUGUAGCCAUGAUUAUCUUCUCAGGUCAUCCGAUGCAGAUAUAAGAUAAGGGAGAAGUGAUCAGACAUGUCAGACGUCGCUACACCUCUCUACCUACACUGCCUCCCGCCCCCCUUCACACAUCACCGAACACCCAGUCAGCUACACACCAGCAUUCUUCAUGCUGUAAGUACACCAGUGUUCAUGGUGUAUCUUGACUGGCUACUUACUGGCUUCAACAGAACGGUAGUGGUCAGAGGGUAAGUCAACCUCUCCUCUGUAGAAUAUAUGAACGUGUUGAGGACACCGUCUACUGUUUAGCAACGACCAGCUGUGACCCUCCCUGCCCCAAUUAUCAUUGCUUUAAGUUCCAGAAUUAUUUAAAUUUAUGUACCUAGAACAUCCUCAUGGCAGCACUCUACACCACUUUAAUUUCUUGUGUACAUAUUAGCUUGGAAUCACUAAUUAUGCAUUUCAUUUUUCGUAAAGGAUUUAAAUGUUUAAUAUUUAACGAUGUUUAUUAUAAUAAAAUUAUUUAUCAUAUGUUAUUAUUGAAUUUUCUACCUUUCUUUCAAUAAGGAGAAACCAGCCUUGACAAAUACUCUCAGAAGGCUGACUGAACCUCCACAAUGUUCCUAAAGUCUGUUAUCCGAGAAAGGUAUCAAAGUAUUGAUAAGUAGGACACAAGUGCUACUAAUAUGACAUUUUAUUGUGGCAACGUUUCGCUCUCCAGACUUCAGCACCUCACUGUAUGUCAAGUGAUUAGUGGAGAGUGCAGCAUAAGUUUUUAAAGCAGUUAAAUAUUAGCACUGAACUCACAAAAUCGUAAUAACACGAUUGUAAACAAACCAUACCACGUAGAAAUACACCUAGUUGGAUGACACUUACUGAAGCUAGCUGGCCCAGUGGAUAACGCGACGGUCUGGAGUUUUGAGACUCUCUGAUUGCGGUUCAAACCCCACCCGUGGUAUGGCUUAUUAGCAAUGAAGAUUUAAAGAAAAUCAGAUUUGGUAAUCUUAAGUUAUCACAUGGACAAACAGAUGUUUUACAUAUAGAACAUGUAAAUUUAUAUCCAUUCUGUAAUAUGGUGACCAGAACUGUGCAGCAUAAUCUAAGUGGCCUAACCAAAGAUAUAUAGAGUUGAAGAACAACCUGAAGACUUCUUGAUAUGAAGCCAAGGAUUCUGUUACCUUUAUUGGUAACACUUAUGCAAUGUUGUCUUGAUUUCAGAUUACUACUAACCAGUACACCUAAAUCCUUUUCUCAAUCAGUAAUAUUAAGACCUACAUUAAUUAGUUUAUAUAUGUCAUGGUUAUUUUCCAGUCCAACAUUUAGAAAUAAAUAACAAAGGCACAAUACCGUGACUGGAAUAAUACACAAAUAACCCGCACGUAGAAGAGAGGAGCUUACGACAACGUUUCGGUCCGACUUGGACCAUUUACAAAGUCACACUUUGUAAACGGUCCAAGUCGGACCGAAACGUCGUAGUAAGCUCCUCUCUUCUAUGUGCGGGUUAUUUGGGUGUCAACAUUUAGAACUUUGCAUGUGUCUAUAUUAAACUGCAUCUGCCACUUCUCCGACCACUGCAUCGGUCUAUUUAAAUCAUCCUGGAGUGCUCUAAUGUCCUCAUUAGAAAGAUUUGGACGGCCUCUUUUUGUGUCAUCAGAAAAUUUUGCUCAUGUCGCUAUUUAUUCCCUCAUCUAUGUCGUUAAUGCAAAUUGUGAACAACAAGGGGCCCAACACUGACUCUUGUGGAACACCGCUUGUGACGUCCCCCCCAUUCUGAUUUAUUCCCAUUAAUACAUGCCUCUACUCAGGAACAAAAUUUCUCCUAUUCCGUGUGCCUUAAAGCAAUGAUGCUUGGGGCAGGGAGGGUCACAGCUGGUCGUUUCUAAACAGUAGACGGUGUCCUCAACACGUUCAUAUAUUCUACAGAGGAGAGGUUGGCUGAUCCUCUGACCACUACCGUACUGCUGAAGCCAGUAAGUAGCCAGUCAAGAUACAUCAUGAACACUGGUGUACUUACAGCUAGAAGAAUGCUGCUUGAAUGGUGUGUAGCUGAUUGGGUGUUCGGUGAUUUGUGAAGGGGGGGGGGGAGUCAGUGUAGGUAGAGAGGUGUAGCGACGUCUCUGAUAUAUGUCUGAUCACUUCUCCUUUAUCUUAUAUCUGC
Molecule: messenger RNA, 6648 nt
Organism: Cherax quadricarinatus
Lineage: Eukaryota; Metazoa; Arthropoda; Malacostraca; Decapoda; Parastacidae
Molecular function (GO): UDP-glycosyltransferase activity
Source: RefSeq, a predicted model, not a curated record